AUAUGUUGUAUUCAGACAAUGGUAACACGACCCAUUCAGUGUGCCCUGAUGAUCAGUGUAGCACCAUCAGUGCCACCUGUCAGUGUCCAUCAAUGCCACCUGACAGUGCCCAUCAGUGCCACAUCAAUGCCACAUAUCAGUGCCUACCAGCACACAUCAUUGCCACAUAUCAUUGCCCAUCUGAGCUGCCUUUCAGUGCCACCUAUCAGUGGCAGUCAGUGCCACCUAUCAGUGCUAGUCUGUGCCGCCUAUCAGUGCUGCCAAUCAGUGCCAGUCUGUACCACCUACCAGUGCGCAUCAGUGCCGCCUAUCAGUGCCCGUCAGUGCCACCUAACAGUGCCAGUCAG
Staurois parvus is the source of this 347-nucleotide messenger RNA. The record is from the annotation of a GenBank genome assembly. NCBI's taxonomy places the organism in Eukaryota, Metazoa, Chordata, Amphibia, Anura, Ranidae.